Messenger RNA from Orycteropus afer afer, 562 nucleotides. RefSeq names its product ribonuclease 4. NCBI's taxonomy places the organism in Eukaryota, Metazoa, Chordata, Mammalia, Tubulidentata, Orycteropodidae. The record is from RefSeq and is a predicted model, not a curated record. Gene Ontology annotation, molecular function: nucleic acid binding; RNA nuclease activity.
CAGCUGGACUCCAUCUCCAGGAACAAACAGCUGGAACCCAUCUCUAGUUGGUGGGAAACGGACAGAAUUUUGUAAGAUUCUUCUCCUGGGUACCUGGAAGGUAGUGAUGGCUCCGCAGAAGGCCCAUUCAUUGCUUCUGCUGUUGCUGCUGACCCUUCUGGUGCAGCCCUCCUAUGGCCAGGAUCGCAUGUACCAGCGGUUCCUGCGGCAGCAUGUGGAUCCUGAGGGGACAGGUGGCAAUGAUGGCUACUGCAACUUGAUGAUGCAAAGACGGAAGAUGACUACACACCAAUGCAAGCGCUUCAACACCUUCAUCCAUGAAGCCAUCUGGAACAUUCAUAGUAUCUGCAGCACCACCAAUGUCCAGUGCAAGAAUGGCAAGAUGAACUGCCAUGAGGGUGUAGUGAAGGUCACAGAUUGCCGGGAGACAGGAAGUUCCAGAGCUCCUAACUGCAGAUAUCGGGCCAAAGCCAGCACCAGGCGGGUUGUCAUUGCCUGUGAAGGUAACCCGGAGGUGCCUGUGCACUUUGACAAAUAAACAGAUGCCAUCCUGCAGUGGUUA